GGGCUAAUGAGCUCAGUGCAGGAGCUGGGACUCUUUCACGCACUCUCUGAGAGACAGAAACCCAUAUGGAGUCCUUUUCCGGAGGAGCCUCACAAGGCGGCUGGAUUUUAGGUAGAGAGGAGAGAAGAAAUUCAUAAAUUCAGGUACAGCCGAGUAUGUGAGAGAAUAUACCAGAGGCAGGAGACGGAGUAAGAGGUGGAGAAAGAGAGGAGAGCGGGAGAGGGGAGGGGAGGAAACGGGAAAUACACAGUCACAGAGAGAGAGAGAGAGAGAGAGAGAGAGAGAGAGAGAGAGAGACUGGAAGCCUGCAGCAGCAAAUGAGACAGAACAACGAGGCGGGAGAGGUAGAAAGAGAGACUGAGAGGGAGGGAGGUGGAGAGGGGCCCCGUCUAGGAGAGAGGGCUACAGGGUGAGGAAGAAGGAGUGGAGAAAAAGUUGGGAGAAGUAGGAGACAGAGGGUCCGGGGAAAGAAAAGAACGGGUGCAGAGAUUAACAACUCCAGUACAGGAGAGAAGAAGAAGGGAAACAACAGACAGGAAGGAAGGGGAGGGAGAAGUCUUGGGUAGAGAGCAGGAAAAAAAAGAGCUGAAGAAAAGUUUUCUUCUGGGAAGACGCAGAUGAGGAAAACAGAGCGAGUGAAUGACUGGGCUAGAGAGAGCAGAGAGGGGAGGAAACCGAUUGUUUUCUAAGGCGUUUUCCACACAAGCCUCUGGACUUCUUUGGACAUGUACACAGACGGAGCACAAACAACGGGACACCACCGAUUUCUUCAGCACAUCAACACCAACGCCCCCUGCUCCUGCCAGCACUGCGUCCACUAUGAGGCGUCCGGCCACCGCGGUGGGCUGGGAUACCAAUCAGCAUCAGCCAGACAGACAGACCACCCAUCUCUGGACUGUAGGAGAGACAUCCAGGCUCCUCGGGUUAAAGACGUAGGAGGGAGAGCUUUCGCAGUGAACAGAGCUGAGAGAAGCGGUCAUCGCAGCCCACAGAGGAGGCCUGUGUUCGCAGGGCCAGGCCCUUACAGUCAGUCAGACGACUUGAGCCAAGUUUGCCCCUGGGAGUUGAACCCUGCCCAGUGGACCUACCCGCCGGAGCCUGGGGUGAGACACUACCCGUCUGUCAGAGAACAGUGUGGCUGUGUGGUGCGCAGCGACACCAGGGCACCCCCCUUUAACACUGGGAUACCACAUCCUCUCCCCCAUCUUCAGGUCAAAGGUCAAGGGUACAGGCACAGGAGGACUAUCAGGUAUGUCUCUGUGGAUGAGGAGGAGGAAAGUUAUGGAUGCACCCCUGAGAACUAUCAUUCGGAGCCACACGACCCCCAUCUGGGUCAUUUACACAUGCCAAAUGGCCAUUGUGGACCAAGGCUUGUGUUCUUUGAGGGAGGGGAGGAUAGAGAUAGCCAUCAGGACCGGGGAAGACCAAAGGGUGGAUCAGAGGAGGGCUGUAACGGACGCGUAGGUUCUCACAAAGGCUUCUUCCCCACUGAAGUCCCACAAAAACACUUCAACCAAAGCAGACAGAAGGGGCCGUGCGUCCCACCCUCCGGCAUCACCAGUCCGGAGCCCUCAAAACCAACAACCAACAGCGACCACCAGCGCCAGGGUUCGGAGGUGGUGAAGCAGAAGAGGAGGCAGGGUUCGGUGAGGGAUCAGAUCAGACAAGUGGUGACAGAUCUGGAGGAUGUGUUGGGGGGUUUGAAGCAAGUUCACGUGGAGAUGAAAGAGGUGGUUCAGCAGAUUGAUCGUCUCACAGCCAGAAUCGACAUCAGUGAGGAGGCACCCUGCAUCACUCAGGGGUCGUACAGCAACUUUCAUGGCUCAUCUCAUCCAGGAGACCUCAUAGUGGCCCCGCUGCCAGCUCACAAGCCUGCCCCAGUCCAGGUGUUGCAACACAUCGACGAAGACCGCAUCAUUUUAAGAACUAACUCUCCCUCCCCUGUUCACAUGGCAUCAGUCGUCAAAACGAGCCUUUUUACCCCAACCAACCACAGUAAGGACAUGAACCACGAAAGGCCGGGUGUAAACGGCCACCCGCCUCACCUGUAUCCCUCCAGAGAGUCCAACCACAUCAGCCAAACUCAUCCUGAGCCCCACCCACAGAGCCUAGACCCCAAGGUCAUUAUUGGUAACAGCACGUCCAAUUCAAGAACUCAGAAGCCUCCUCUGUACCCUCAAAACGGGCGCUGUGGGAAGGGCCCUUACCCGCCUCCCAAGCCUGUAAGGACCCCUGCGUACCCUGGGAGAGGCUGCCAGAGCACCAGCAUGGUGUGAAGGAGGGGGGUGGUCUGCCCCAAUGCCAUGGGGGCCUGAAACAUGAGACCCUGCUGCAGCGAGUGGAGGUCAGAGUGGGACCAGGCAGGGAAACAACUCAUGCAGGAGCUGAUGCCACUGAGACAAGCUGUCGGCCAGCGGAGACAGAGCACGGCCUGAAGGUGGGGAUAUUUCCAAAGGGAAAACUACCCCAAGAGUCGACCUGUGACUCACACAAUCACAGAAGCAUGGAGGAGUGGCAGUCAAACCUCUGAGAAUUUAUGCUUUUGCUGUUUCGGGUGAGGUAGUGGCAAAUAUUAAGAAGGAUAAACUAUGAACUCCUACUCAACAACCACCAAUAGAAAGCUAAAGGUAUGUUUUCAUGUCAGUGUUAAUUUAUUUGAUACUAUUUUUUUAUUGCAAAGAAUUCUAUUUUCAGGCAGCUUACACCAGUCUGCAUACUACCUAACCUAAUGUAUGCUAUAUCAAAAUUUAUAUCAUCUAAACUAUUAUACAGAUAUUUUACAAUGCAAGUGAUUAGACUGUAGUCUCACUGUGACAGAUAUGCUACAGUAUGUAAGAAGAAUAAUCACUAAGGAGAGAGGCAAGUUGGGGAGGCAGAGCAGAGAUUAACAGAGAUUCCUCUCCCCUUUUUCACACAAAUCAAUCUGACGUCUCAAUUAUCUAACUCUAAGAGACACUGCAUUGAAUGCAUCGCUGAAUGUCCCACAUUUCAAUAUGAAAUAAAAGAAAUGGUGCCAGUAUUUCA
Epinephelus lanceolatus (giant grouper) is the source of this 3024-nucleotide messenger RNA. RefSeq lists its product as uncharacterized. The record is from RefSeq and is a predicted model, not a curated record. NCBI's taxonomy places the organism in Eukaryota, Metazoa, Chordata, Actinopteri, Perciformes, Serranidae. Gene Ontology annotation, biological process: positive regulation of translation; positive regulation of cell size.